AUGACAACCCUCAACUUGAAUACCCUCUUCACCUCCCUCCCCACCAAAAACUGGACCCUCCUCCGAGUCCUCAAAAGCGCCAACCCGCACGACAUCAACGGCAACCUGCACGGCACCGCAUCCUUCACCUCUCUUCCUGACACCACACAAGAUCCCCCCUCCCCGCAGCGCCAACUCCUCUACACCGAGACGGGCACCCUGCCGCCACACAUCGGACAUAAUCUCCAAUGGAAGAAGAGUUAUAUCUGGAGGUUGAAACCAUCCCCAUCUACAGCGACAUUCACACCUACAGUUAAGGAUGAUUUAUCCGUCUGGUUUGUGAAAGUGGGUGAUGAGAAGGUCGCGGAUUAUUUGUUUCAUGGGAUGGAGUUUCUUGAUAAUGAUGAAUCUGGGAGUGGUGGGGAUGUGGAUAAGGAUAAGGAUGAGGAAGGGGAGGAGUUUGUGAGUGCGCCGGUGCCGCCGCCGGCGACUAUACCUGGAGGAGAAGGACGGGGGAAACAGACGGUGGUGGUUACGGCGAGGGGGAAUCAUCUCUGUAUUAAUGAUAUGUAUCGGACGGCGUAUGCGUUUCGGGUGGUGAAGACUGAGGAUGAUAGUGAUGGUGGGGAUGGGGAUGGGGAUGGGAUUGGGGAGGUGGUUAGUUGGGCGAGUAGACAUGUGGUCAAGGGGCCGAAGAAGGAUCAGGAUAUUGUGAAUUAUUAUACGGUGAGGGAGGGGGUUUAG
This is a messenger RNA of Aspergillus neoniger CBS 115656, 723 nucleotides long. RefSeq lists its product as uncharacterized. The transcript has a single exon. The record is from RefSeq and is a predicted model, not a curated record. NCBI's taxonomy places the organism in Eukaryota, Fungi, Ascomycota, Eurotiomycetes, Eurotiales, Aspergillaceae. The coding region runs from base 1 to 723 and encodes 240 amino acids.